AUGGCGGGUCCGAGCAUAAGCGCCUCAAAUAACUCAGCCUCUAAGAAUGGAACCGACAUUUGGGCUCCUGUUUACGGUUGGGUCGACGAUGGCAGGGACCGAGGAACCAUCGACAUUCUGUGGUCCAGCAUCAUUACCAUAGUGCUUUGCAUUUGGGUUUCCACGCAUCCUAAUGCUCUAGCGCCCAAAGACAAAUGGUAUCAUGGCUUCAUUGACAAGUUUAAUCUUGCUAUGAUUGGGCUCCUCGGUCCUGAUUUUCUAUUUGGCAUUGCCGUUGGACAACUUGCCAACGCUGGCAGAAGCGUAAAACAAUUCAAAGCCGAGCCACGAUUGUCCGGAGGUCUGAAAUGGACGUACACGCAUGCCUUGUUUGUUGACAUGGGAGGUAUUCACCUCAAAAGCCCAGACUACCCAGAAGGUUUCCCAAUCAAUGCGGAACAAUUGUUCUACCUCGUCAAACAUGGAUUUGUCGAGUUUCCUGACAUGGACUCAAUGGAUAUUAAAGAACGCAACAGCGUAGAUACUCUAUCCAGAUUCAUCACAUUGUGGCAAGCAUUAUUCUUUUUCAUUACGGAGAUGGACCGUAUCAAAAACGGCUUGCCUAUUACCCCCCUAGAACUGACCGCCCUGUCGUUCACCUUUGCGAUGUUUGCAACCUCGAUUUGUUGGUAUUUGAAGCCUUCCAUAUCAUAUCCUCGGUUCAUUGAAACAAAGUUUUGCAAUGAACGCCAGACCAAAAUCGAAGAUAUUAGAAAAUUCGCUGCAACAAGGACACACGUUGGGCUCGCCGAGAAGUGGUACCGCACUCCUUUGGAUUUUAUCAGUCGCCGGGAGUUUCGGAUCGACACUCACUGGGCGUACUACAAAAGAAUUUCUGAAAUAGUGGGCGUCAACUUGUACGGGCGACCCAUUAAGCAGCACUUGUGGGACCGUUUCCCAUCCGACAUUUGGUUUCCCAUUGGUUCCACCACGUUGCCGUUAAGCCUCUUCCUCAUCACUGGCUUCAGCGCCUCCUUCAUGUUUGGAUGGAACUUCUACUUCCCAACUGCCACCGAGCAGCUGACGUGGAGAAUAUUCAGCGUCUACCACAUGGCCUUCUCGUUGUACGGAGGCGGGUAUUACAGUGUUGAGGCUUGGAGGAGCUUCAAGCGGACCCGGCAGUACGGAACUACCGUCGCGGCAAUCGAAAUGGUCGACCCCGAAGCCCAGCAACUACGCUCCGAUGAUAGUAGUGACAGUCAGCCUAAGAACAAGCCUCGCGGUUUUGUGGACGGUUGCUUGGCUAGAAUUCGUUCGUGGAGAAACAUAUCCGCAGACAACGAUCCGGACAUGACUGUACCUUUGAAAGUGGUCGCGCCGACGACCAUCGUUUGCGCUUUGUAUGUGUUUUGUCGUGGGUACUUUUACAUUGAGGAUUUUGUUUCACUUCGAGAACAGCCACGGGGGAUUUACAUCACAGGAAACAAAUUCCUGCCUUUGAUUGCCAAUCCUUGA
This is a messenger RNA of Colletotrichum truncatum, 1494 nucleotides long. RefSeq lists its product as uncharacterized. The record is from RefSeq and is a predicted model, not a curated record. Lineage: Eukaryota; Fungi; Ascomycota; Sordariomycetes; Glomerellales; Glomerellaceae.